Messenger RNA from Andrographis paniculata, 1478 nucleotides. Its product is annotated as probable protein phosphatase 2C 34. The record is from RefSeq and is a predicted model, not a curated record. Gene Ontology annotation, molecular function: protein serine/threonine phosphatase activity. Gene Ontology annotation, biological process: protein dephosphorylation. Lineage: Eukaryota; Viridiplantae; Streptophyta; Magnoliopsida; Lamiales; Acanthaceae. The coding region runs from base 196 to 1284 and encodes 362 amino acids. The transcript has 6 exons.
UCUGUAUAUCGUCGUUGUUUUCUUCUCCUUCGAAUCGCAUUCAAAUAGCGUAGCAGCGAUGGAUUUCGAUGCGUCUGCAAAUUCGAUCUCUCGAGAUUUCAUCUCGAUCCGUCGUCGAUUCCCGCCGUUACCAGGCGAUUGACGUCGUCUGUUUUUUGGUAAUCAAGGUUCUCAACUAGAGUUCCUGGAGGCACUAUGGGGCAUUUAUCGUCGAUGUUCAGAUCACUUUCAAUCAAGAGAAAAAACUUGACUAGCAUUUGUGAUGGAAAAGAGGCCGUUGAAACCAUGGCCAAGAAUGCCAAAAGAACCGAUAUGAUAUUGAGGACAUCAGGUGUUGUUAAUGUCGAAGGAUCCAACAAUUUAGCCUCCGUUUUUUCGAAGAGAGGAGAAAAAGGUGUGAAUCAGGACUGCUGCAUUGUUUGGGAGGAGUUUGGAUGUCAAGAAGACAUGUUAUUCUGUGGGAUAUUUGACGGGCAUGGACCCUGGGGACAUUAUGUGGCGAAGAGCGUCAGAGAGUCGAUGCCAUCAUCUCUUCUCUGCAACUGGCAAGAGACGCUGGCUGAAACUUCAUCUGAUUCGGAUUCAGAGUUGGAGUCGGAGAAAUUGCUCCAUAGGUUCAAUAUAUGGAACCGCGCCUACACGAAGGCGUGUGCUGCUGUGGACCAGGAGCUGGAGCAUCACCAGAAGAUCGACACAUUCCACAGUGGAACCACCGCAUUAACGGUUGUUAGACAGGGAGAUUCAAUUUUCAUAGCAAAUGUAGGAGACUCUCGGGCCAUACUCGGCACCACUUCAGACGAUGGAAGCUUGGUAGCAGCUCAGCUUACAACCGACUUCAAGCCCAAUAUACCUCAGGAGGCUGAGAGAAUAACUCAGUGCCAAGGCAGAGUCUACUGCCUAGACGACGAGCCAGGGGUUCACAGACUAUGGCAGCCCCACAAAGAAUCACCGGGGCUAGCAAUGUCCAGGGCCUUCGGAGACUACUGUGUGAAGGAUUUUGGGCUCGUAUCCGUGCCUGAAGUUACUCACCGGCACAUAACAGAGAAUGACCAGUUCAUCGUGCUGGCAACCGACGGCGUUUGGGAUGUUGUAUCGAAUGAAGAAGCAGCGGAGAUUGUACAGAUGGCUCCAGACCGGGAGAAAGCCGCGAAGCAACUGGUGCAGUUUGCGGCUCGGGCGUGGCGGCGCAAGCGGAGGAGCAUAGCCAUGGAUGAUAUAUCGGCCAUUGUAGUGUUUUUGCAUCAUCAGAAUGAGAGUGAUGAUGAUGGCCAUUGUAGUAGCUAAUACAACUACACCUGAGGUACUGAGUGAGUUUAUCAUUGCUACCCAGUGCUUUUUGUUAAGCAAUGUGGUGCUCUUCCUUAGUUUCUCCACUGUUUUUACAUUAUUAUUAUUGCCUGAAUGUAAAGUUUAUGUGAAUUUAUUUGAGGUAAAGUAGUAUUUUGAGAGAGAAUAAUAGUUUCUUAUUUUAUUGUGAA